CCUCUGCUCCCCGAAACGUGACCAUGUGGAUUCAACAGCUUUUAGGACUCAGUUCCAUGUCCAUCUGCUGGCCGGGCUGCUCUGCUGGAAGCCAUGCUUGGAUACUGAUAGCCAUGUUUCAGCUCGCCAUCGAACUCCCAGUGUGUGAGUCCCUGGGCCCGGGCCCCGAGUUCCGGCUCCUGCUGCGCCCACCGCCCCGGCCGCCCCGCCUGUGGAGUUUUAAGAGUGGACAACCCUCGCGGAUGGCCGCCACCCUGUGGAGCCCCCGGCCGCCCCGCGUGGAGCGGACCCAGGGGCAGAUCCAGACGCCCCGUGCCAAACGGGCACACAGACCCAGAGACCAGGCAGCUGCCCUCAUGCCCAGAGGGGGGCUGGCCAAGCCACCGGCCACUGCCAGACCCAGUCCUUCCCUGGCCUCGUCGUCCACGUCCACGUCGUCCACGGCAGGCGGCGGGGCCUCAGAUCACCAGAGCCUCCUGCGGAGGGGGAGGCGGCACCUGCAGGGGGGCGGCUUUGGCAGCUUCGACUUCAGAGGCAGCAGGCCCACCACCGAGACGGAGUUCAUCGCUUGGGGGCCCACUGGCGAGGAGGACGCCGCCGAGCCCAACACGUUUCCGGGGGUGUACGGCCCCACCACAGUCUCCAUCAUACAAACCCGGAAGACGACGGUGGCCACCACUACCACCACCACCCCUACCCUGGCCACCUCCGUGACCCUGCAGACUAAGGGGCUCACGGAGUCCCUGGACCCCAGGAACAGGAUCCCCGUGGGGGUCAGCACAACAGCGCCUUCCACCAGCCCCAGCCACGACGGGGAAGAGCUCCCACCCCCGAGGAUUCUGGGGGAGACCUCAGGUUUGGCUGUCCAUCAGAUCAUCACCAUCACCGUCUCCCUCAUCAUGGUCAUAGCUGCCCUGAUUACAACUCUUGUCUUAAAAAAUUGCUGUGCCCAGAGCGGGAACACACGUCGGAACAGCCACCAGCGGAAGAUAAACCAGCAGGAGGAGAGUUGCCAAAACCUGACCGACUUCACGCCUGCCCGGGUGCCCAGCAACCUGGACAUCUUCACGGCCUAUAACGAGACCCUGCAGUGUUCACACGAGUGUGUCCGGGCAUCCGUGCCCGUCUACAGCGACGAGACGCUGCUCCCGGCGGGCGAGUACAAAUCCACAUUUAAUGGAAACAGCCUGCGCAAGCCCGUUUUUCUGCUCGCUGCAGACCCUCGUCUUCUGACCGGCAUCUUAUUCCUGUGGCCUUUGUGUCUGAGAAAUGGUUUGAAAUCUCCUGCUGACUGGCCGAAGUCUUUUUUACCUCCUGGGGGCAGGGCAGACGCCACGAGUCUGUGUCACGGAUUCCGCUGGUGAACCUGUUAAAAAAAAUCCAAAAAAACAAACCAACCCCCCCCACACA
Molecule: messenger RNA, 1410 nt
Organism: Echinops telfairi (small Madagascar hedgehog)
Lineage: Eukaryota; Metazoa; Chordata; Mammalia; Afrosoricida; Tenrecidae
Gene: AJAP1
Product: adherens junctions associated protein 1
Exons: 6
Coding region: 24-1364 (446 amino acids)
Cellular component (GO): cytoplasmic side of plasma membrane; plasma membrane; adherens junction
Molecular function (GO): beta-catenin binding
Source: RefSeq, a predicted model, not a curated record